ACAAAUGGAUAGAUGAAAAUUUCAAAAGAGUUUGAAAGCAAAUGGCAAAUGCCUCAUUGUGUCGGUGCUCUAGAUGGCAAACAUGUUAUACAUCAAGCAUUUCCUAAUAGUGGCUCAACCAAUUAUAAUUAUAAAGGAAGCCAUAGCACCAUACUUUUGGCAUUAUGUGAUGCCAACUAUAAUUUUACUUAUGUUAAUAUCGGCAUGCCUGGUAGGUGCAGUGAUGGUGGUGUUUUAAAAUCCUGCGAAUUAGGCAAACAAAUUUUAAACAAUGGUUUAGGAUUUCCUGAACCUUCUCCUAUAAGUAUUGGUACUGAUAACCGUGGUUCAUACCGACUAAUAAUGAUUGCAAUACAAUAA
Molecule: messenger RNA, 360 nt
Organism: Diuraphis noxia (Russian wheat aphid)
Lineage: Eukaryota; Metazoa; Arthropoda; Insecta; Hemiptera; Aphididae
Source: RefSeq, a predicted model, not a curated record